AUGGCUUCCAUUCAGAAUGCGCCAGCUGUCCAGCAACCUGGGGCCCCAAUGGCGCCACCGAACCAAGAGGCUAUGAAGAAUUACCUGCAGAAAUACAAGCAGAUGAAGGAGGCAGGCGUGUCGGAGAAGGACCCCGAAUUCGUACAGGUCCACAAAAUCCUCACUACUAUGCAACAGGCGCAGGUGUACCAACAACGGCGCAUGCAGUUCGCCCACCAGCAGCAGCAGCAACAGCAGCAGCAUCAACAGCAUCAACAGCAGCAGCAGCAACAGCAGAUGCAAAACACCACCAGCUCCGCAGCAAAUGGAACCAACGGUACACUAACUGCUCCCGCAUCUUCCACCUCCCAACCCUCCACACAAGCUCCGACAAGUACGGCUUUGGGUCCAUCUGCCAUCCCCACGACAGCCCCGCUCACGUCUGCACAAAAAGGAGGUGUUCAAAGAACAGCACCUGGAGGUGGUGGGGGCUACUUCUCGCCAGAACAACUUGGUCUUCUCAAACAGCAAAUAUUCGCUUUCAAGUGCUUGUCGAAGAACCAGGGCAUUCCGCAAAGUGUGCAACAACAGCUCUUCGCAUCCCAAAAGAAGGCUAUUGUACACUAUGACAGUUCCCUCGAAGGACUGGCCCCGAGAAAGGACGAUGCGCCUUCGACGAAUGGGGUAGAGGGGGCUUCAGGCUCGAAGCAACUUGUCGGACCCAAGUUACACGAAUACACUGGAUUUGAGAACCCGCGAUCCCUACUCAAGGACAGGCUCGAUUACUCUAGCCAUAAGAACCGUGACGCACGUCCCCUGAUUCCCAGUAUAAUGCCGUCUGGUGUCGAUAUCGAAAAGGCUCGCCGAGACAGAGAGGUGAUCAUCCAUAAUCGCAUGGUAGCCAGAUUGGAGGAACUCAGAAGCCUUCCUGGCAACAUAGCCCAUUUGGAUACCCGGAACGAUGAGCUGACUCUCGAGGACUCUGUGAAGGUCAAAGCUUUGAUCGAGAUGAAGAUGCUGGGUCUCUAUCAGAAGCAGCGCAUCAUGCGGGAAAAGGUUGGUCGUCAAAUGAUUCAAUACGACAACCUUGCCAUGACUGCCAAUCGUACCAACUACCGCCGAAUGAAGAAGCAGACUUUACGCGAAGCUCGCAUUACGGAAAAGCUCGAGAAGCAGCAACGCGACGCUCGGGAAAGCCGCGAGAAGAAAAAGCACGUGGACUAUCUUACACAUGUCGUCAACCAUGCCCGUGAAAUCAACAAUGCUGCUUUCAAUCAGAGAAAGAAGAUCGCGAAAUUCGGUGCCAUGAUGCAACAACAACACCAGAACAUCGAGAAGGAAGAGCUGAAGAGAAUCGAGCGAACCGCCAAGCAACGUCUGCAAGCCUUGAAAUCCAACGACGAGGAGGCGUACCUGAAGUUGCUCGACCAGGCAAAGGAUACUCGUAUCACUCACCUUCUUCGGCAAACCGAUGGGUUCUUGUCACAACUUGCAUCGUCUGUCAAGGAGCAACAGAGAAAGGCUGCCGAGCGCUAUGGUAAUAAUGCAGACGAGUUCGCCGAAGAAGAGUCCGACGACGAUGAGGAAGAUGAGGAGCAGGAUGUCCGUAAAAUCGACUACUAUGCCGUCGCACAUCGCAUCAAGGAGGAGGUGCACAAGCAGCCUUCCAUUUUGGUGGGUGGUACCUUGAAAGAAUACCAACUGAAGGGUCUUCAGUGGAUGAUCUCGCUCUACAACAAUAACCUGAAUGGUAUUCUUGCAGAUGAAAUGGGACUUGGAAAGACUAUCCAGACCAUUAGUUUGCUCACCUACUUGGUCGAAGUGAAGAAGCAGAACGGCCCCUUCCUUGUCAUCGUUCCUCUUAGUACCUUGACCAAUUGGAAUCUGGAAUUCGAAAAGUGGGCACCAGCCCUCGGCAAAGUUGUCUACAAGGGACCACCAAACGCUCGAAAGCAACAGCAGGCACAGCUCCGCUAUGGCCAGUUCCAAGUUCUGCUGACAACUUAUGAGUACAUUAUCAAGGACAGACCAGUACUGAGCAAGAUCAAGUGGGUCCACAUGAUUAUUGAUGAAGGUCAUCGUAUGAAGAAUGCCUCAUCGAAACUCAGCGCCACCCUUACACAAUACUACAACACUCGGUACCGUCUCAUUCUUACCGGAACACCACUGCAAAACAACUUGCCUGAGCUGUGGGCUCUUCUCAACUUUGUUCUCCCGACUAUCUUCAAGUCUGUCAAGUCUUUUGACGAAUGGUUCAACACACCAUUUGCCAAUACGGGUGGUCAAGACAAGAUGGAGUUGACGGAAGAAGAACAAAUCCUCGUGAUCCGUCGUCUCCACAAGGUCCUGCGGCCAUUCUUGCUUCGUCGUCUCAAGAAGGAUGUCGAGAAAGACCUUCCCGACAAAACCGAAAAGGUCAUCAAAUGCAAGUUCUCUUCUCUUCAGGCUCGUCUUUACAAGCAAAUGGUUACCCACAACAAGCUUGUCGUUAGCGAUGGCAAGGGAGGCAAGACAGGUGCUCGUGGCCUGAGCAACAUGAUCAUGCAACUCCGAAAGCUUUGCAAUCAUCCCUUCGUAUUCGAUGAGGUUGAAAACCAGAUGAACCCUCUCAACACAAGCAACGAUUUACUUUGGAGAACAGCUGGCAAAUUUGAGCUUCUUGACCGCAUCCUACCUAAGUACCAGGCGACCGGUCACAGAGUUCUCAUGUUCUUUCAAAUGACGGCUAUCAUGGACAUUAUGGAAGACUUUUUGCGGUACCGUGGUAUUGUGUUUAUGCGUUUGGAUGGUACCACGAAAUCCGAUGAUCGUUCCGACCUUCUCCGUGAAUUCAAUGCUUCCGACUCGCCAUACUUCAUAUUUUUGCUAUCGACGCGUGCCGGUGGUCUUGGUUUGAAUUUGCAGACCGCCGACACGGUCAUUAUCUAUGACUCGGAUUGGAAUCCUCAUCAGGAUUUACAAGCUCAAGAUCGUGCUCAUCGUAUCGGCCAAAAGAACGAAGUUCGUAUUCUGCGACUCAUUAGUUCUAACUCAGUCGAAGAGAAGAUCUUGGAGCGCGCCAAAUUCAAGCUUGACAUGGAUGGCAAAGUUAUUCAGGCUGGUCGGUUCGAUAACAAAUCUUCCGAGACUGAUCGUGAUGCUAUGCUGCGUGUCAUGUUGGAGACUGCGGAAGCUGCGGAGGCAUUGGAGCAAGAGGAAAUGGACGAUGAGGAUCUCAACAUGAUCUUGGCACGCUCAGAUGCCGAGCUCGAGAUUUUCAAAAAGAUUGACAUGGAGAGAGCCAAGGAUCUUACAUACGGCACCGCGGCUGGAAGUAAGCGUAUCCCACGUCUUAUGGCCGAAAGCGAGCUUCCCGAAAUCUACAUGUCUGACGGUAAUCCCAUCUCGGACGAGCCAGAGGAGGUCAAGGGCCGUGGUGCUCGUGAGCGAACUCGGGUCAAGUACGAUGAUGGACUUACUGAGGAGCAAUGGCUCCAAGCAGUGGAUGACGACGAAGAUUCUCCAGAAGCUGCUGCCGCUCGCAAGCAAGCUCGGAAGGACCGUCGUGAGAACAAUCGUCUCAAGAGAGCCGGAGAGCUUCCAGGUUCCAUUGAGAAUUCGCCAAAUGGCAGCCGCGAGAGUACCGAAGAACCUGAGCCUGAGCCUACCCCCAAGAAGGGACGAGGCCGAAACAAAGUCGUGAAAAACGAUAAGCGUAAGGCUGACGAUCUUGACGACGAACCUCCUCCAAAGCGAAAGCGCGCAGCCAAUGGUCGAACCUCUAAGGGUGCAGUGCCAGCUAUGAGUAUUGCGCACCGAACUCUUCUUCAAGGCAGUCUCCGUAGGGCCUACGAUGCCUUGUUAGAGAUCCCGCAUACAGAUGAUCCUUUAUCUGACGAUAGCGACGAAGAUUCAGCUCCACUGACCUACCCCCUCGUCGAACCCUUCCGUGUGCUGGUGGGAAAGAAAGACUUUCCCGAUUACUACAUGCUGAUCAAGGAACCAAUUGCCUUGAAGAAUAUCGAAAAGAAGAUCAAGAAAGAGGAGUACUCCAGUCUUGGCGACAUGAUGGCGGACAUUCGGUUGAUGUGUCGGAAUGCAAGACAAUACAACGAGGACGGAAGCCCAAUUUUCAAAAUGGCGGUCAAAAUCGAAAAUAGCUUUGAAGGCAUCAUCCGCGACGAGAUGAGUGCGCACCCCGAACUUGGCGAGGGCGAUAGCUCUGCCCCCACGACAAAUGCUGGAACCCCGAAUCCAGCCUCUUCUAACGGAAAGCUCAAACUCAGCUACAACAAGAACGCAUCUGCAACAAAUGGUGGUGGUGGUGGUGGUCUACACAGUGAUGAUGAAUAG
This is a messenger RNA of Drepanopeziza brunnea f. sp. 'multigermtubi' MB_m1, 4311 nucleotides long. RefSeq lists its product as uncharacterized. Gene Ontology annotation, cellular component: nucleus. Gene Ontology annotation, biological process: positive regulation of transcription by RNA polymerase II. The record is from RefSeq and is a predicted model, not a curated record. Lineage: Eukaryota; Fungi; Ascomycota; Leotiomycetes; Helotiales; Drepanopezizaceae. Gene Ontology annotation, molecular function: histone binding; DNA binding; ATP binding.